UAUUCCAGUCACAUCCUAACAUCCGCAUACCCAUUGGUGCAAGCCAAUGCCUUGGCAAAUUCGGUGCUGGGCUUUCAGCCCGGCUACCGUGUGGUAGUAGGUGACCUAACAUCAGAGUACCAAGAAGCUCAAGAAGAAGAUUUUGUGGUGUCUUGGGAAGACAUCAGUGUUCAUCCCGACUACAUCGAUCCCAAAGUGGAAACGCAAGGAUUGGUGAAGAAUAAUUUAGCCAUUAUUUCUCUGCCUUCAUCGAUCACAAGCUCCACGUCAGCAUCCUACAUCACCAUCGAAGUGAGCAAGGUCACUAAUGACCUAACCAGCUACGAUGUCAAUGUAGCUGGUUGGGAUGCAGUGGCUAGCGCUGCCGUCCCUGUACAAGCGCAUACGCAGGACCAUGUGACGGUAAAAAUGGCGAACCCAGGUGGGUGUAGCAAAACGCCUGCCUGCUACACCUUCAUGCCUGGGCAGGGUGAUGUGGGAACAGGAGUGAAAACUCAGGGAAAAAAGAAGCUCAUUGGUUCCCUUGACAUACUGGUCGCCAUCAACCAAUUCAGCCUAUGCGACGAGAAUUCGAAGCACUAUUCUUUCGGUUCUUCCAUGAGUUACAGUUCGCACUUUUCAUUCGUCUGCAAACAAGCUUCCAUGUGCCUGAGUUACGGAAAGCCCGGCAAUCCGUCUUACUUUUUCGUUGUUGGCAUUUUCGCAUUCGUUUCCUUCGUGUGGGCCGUCGCAGCCGUCAUCCCGGGCCAGGCAACGCUGCUGCAGCAGUCGCUUCCUGGCAGCCACCGGAUGAGAACGCGCCGAUGCAAACACAAUAAUAUGUUCCGGUUGAAGUCAGUCGUGCUGGUGCCCCAUGGAUUCGUGCCCCACGUGGGCGGGCCCUGGGGGAAGGAGAGCCCUUACAUCCGCUUU
This is a messenger RNA of Notodromas monacha, 912 nucleotides long. The record is from the annotation of a GenBank genome assembly. Lineage: Eukaryota; Metazoa; Arthropoda; Ostracoda; Podocopida; Cyprididae.